AUGGAUCUGUCAUCUGGUAUCAUUAAAGAAGUGGUCAAAGGAUCUGCAAAGAUUAUAGAGAUCUGUGGACAGUUGAUAAAGGAGAAAUCAUCCCUUGUAAAAGAAAUAUCGCCUAGUCAGCAACUGCCACAAAAUAAUUUCUCGGUGGAGGGUAUUUCACGUGCGGGUCUGCUCUCUUUUGUGGCAACUUUUCAGGACAAUAUCGUAAUUUGUAACACAGAUGGUCAGGUGGUGCGGAAAUACAACAAAACUUGUGAGUCAAUGACAAGCUUUAAGUUUUCAAAUUUUGGAAUGCUAAGAUUGCCAUACUGGUUGGUGCCCCCUAUGGAAUCAGCUUAUGCUGUUGGUUUUGGUGUCUCGGGACUUCCCGUGGAUCAUAUUCAACAUUUCAGCUUGUUACCAGGCAGGAUAGACAUACGGAUAAAAGUAGAAAUCCCUCAAGAUACAGAGCUUGUGGAGCCGCUAGAUGAAGCUUGUAUAUGGCGCCAAACAAGAGGCACCGCCACUGAAACUUUAGGAGCCGAGAACAAAGCUGAAUCCACAGAGAAGGUGGCUAGUCAUCUGGUAGCUGGCAGGGAUGAAAUGAGUGAUUUGGAAUCUUCUUAA
This is a messenger RNA of Lactuca virosa, 606 nucleotides long. The record is from the annotation of a GenBank genome assembly. Lineage: Eukaryota; Viridiplantae; Streptophyta; Magnoliopsida; Asterales; Asteraceae.